AUCAUUUCCUUAACCUUACUUUUUCGAAAAGUAACCUCACAAAAAGGAACUUUUUCAAAUUCAAAAAAAUUAAAAAAUUGUAUAGUUUAUUCUUUAAACGGUCUGAUCUGCGACUAGCCAGAAACAUUCCAAUCGAUAUGUCCCAUUUUAGUGGAGUUUUGCAAUUAACAGAUCUGGAUGAUUUCAUCACACCAUCACAAGAAUGUAUCAAGCCGGUGAAAAUCGACAGAAAAAUUAAUUCAGAUACGAGAAUCAAGAUAGAAGAAGGUCAAUACUACCAAGAAAAUGAUGGUAUAUUACAAAAACUGGAUAAAGUCCAAAUAACAUUAGCUGAUUGCUUAGCUUGUUCUGGAUGUAUAACAUCUGCAGAAAGUGUUCUCAUCACACAGCAGAGUCAAGAAGAACUUUUGAGAGUUUUUGAAAAAAACAAGCAAUUGAAAAUGGAAAACAGAAUUGAUGAUUCUAAAUUCAUAUUGGUAUCUAUUUCUAUUCAACCAAUAUUAUCUUUAGCUGUAAGAUACAAUAUUACACCCAAUGAGUGUGCCUCCAAGUUGUCAACAUACUUCAAAAGAUUGGGUGCAGAUAUGGUAGUAGAUAUGUUUAUAGCUGAGGAAUUAGCACUUUUGGAAAAUCAGUUUGAAUUUAUUGAACGAUAUAGGGCUUCAAUGGAUGAUGGAAAAACUAAUGCUCUUCCCAUGUUAGCAUCCAGCUGCCCUGGCUGGGUAUGCUAUGCGGAAAAAACACAUGGGUCCUACAUUUUACCAUACAUUGCAACUACUAAAUCACCGCAGCAAAUAAUGGGUUCUAUUGUUAAAAAUUGGCUCACUAAAAAACUAGACGAUCGUUCAAUCUAUCAUGUGACUGUGAUGCCAUGUUUCGACAAAAAGCUCGAAGCCUCAAGAGAAGAAUUUUCGGAUAAAGCCAGUGAAAUCAAAGAUGUGGAUUGCGUCAUUACAGCAAUUGAACUUGAGCAAAUGUUGGAAAAGGAUAACAUAUCCUUGGAUUCCUUGGAGAAGUCCACAUUUUCUGAGCCUUGGAUUCCGACAGAAACUGUUGAGAGUUUGCCAUAUUUGAGGAGACACAUAGGUUCUGGGUCUGGUGGGUAUUCAGAUCAUAUAUUUAAGUUUGCAGCAAAAGAGUUAUUCGGAAUAGAAUGUGAUGAGGUAGAAUAUAGGGAGUUGAGAAACCCAGAUUUCAAGGAAGUAACCCUAGAAAAAGAAGGCCAGACCCUUUUAAAAUUUGCAAUUGCCAACGGCUUCAGAAACAUUCAAAAUCUUGUGCAAAAAUUGAAGAGAGGCAAAUCCCCUUACCAUUACGUUGAAGUUAUGGCAUGUCCAUCAGGAUGUCUGAAUGGAGGAGCUCAAGUGAGGUCGCAAAACGAUUUGAGUCCAAAAGAGCUCACAAAAAAAUUGGAGGAAUUAUACUGUUCACUUCCCUGUAAGGACCCUUCCGAUUCGAAAGAAUUGAAAUUUCUGUAUGAAAAUUGGCUACAAGGAAGAGACAGCGAGAAAGGGAACAGCAUGUUACGCACUACAUACCAUGCUGUUGAAAAAUCAACAAAUGCUUUAACUAUUAAAUGCAUUCUGAUAUGGCUGAGGAAACAAGGCAAGAUGCUGUUGAACUUAUUGUAACAGCAUGUGAAAAAUUCUCUGCCAACAAUGAAGGCGCGGCUAAAAUGAUCAAAGAAGAAAUGGAUAAAAAAUUCGGACCACCCUAUCACGUUGUGGUGGGAGAGGGUUUCGGCUUCGAAAUAACCUACGAAUGCAAGAAUUUACUCUAUAUGUUUUUUGGUGGAAAUUUAGGAAUAUUAGUGUGGAAGUGCUGAUCAAAAAUAGCAGAUUACACAUGGAUACUCAUUUUACUUUCGAAUAUAUAAUUCAAUCGAUAA
Coccinella septempunctata (seven-spotted ladybird) is the source of this 1888-nucleotide messenger RNA. RefSeq names its product probable cytosolic Fe-S cluster assembly factor AGAP009023. Gene Ontology annotation, molecular function: 4 iron, 4 sulfur cluster binding. The transcript is spliced from 10 exons. The record is from RefSeq and is a predicted model, not a curated record. Gene Ontology annotation, biological process: iron-sulfur cluster assembly. Lineage: Eukaryota; Metazoa; Arthropoda; Insecta; Coleoptera; Coccinellidae. The coding region runs from base 138 to 1631 and encodes 497 amino acids. Gene Ontology annotation, cellular component: cytosolic [4Fe-4S] assembly targeting complex.